Messenger RNA from Anopheles bellator, 1860 nucleotides. It is a transcript of the gene Bcs1, whose product is annotated as mitochondrial chaperone BCS1. Lineage: Eukaryota; Metazoa; Arthropoda; Insecta; Diptera; Culicidae. Gene Ontology annotation, molecular function: ATP hydrolysis activity; ATP binding. Bases 99 to 1373 code for a protein of 424 amino acids. The record is from RefSeq and is a predicted model, not a curated record. Gene Ontology annotation, cellular component: mitochondrial inner membrane. The transcript has a single exon. Gene Ontology annotation, biological process: protein insertion into mitochondrial inner membrane from matrix; mitochondrial respiratory chain complex III assembly.
CGUGUUUUGCGGUCUGCGAAUUCCCGGGAUGGGAAUGGUUUUAAGUGCACUAGCUGGUAUCGUCGAACGUUGAUUGUAACUUGGACCUCAGCGCCAGGAUGACGCUGACGGAGUACAUUGGCGCGCUGGCGGAAAACCCGUACUUUGGGGCCGGGUUCGGUCUGUUCGGGGUCGGCGCCGGCGCCGCAAUGUUACGUAAAGGGAUACAGGGAGCGAUGGUUCUCUUCCGGCGCCACUACAUGAUCACGCUGGAGGUGCCGUGCCGGGACAAGUCGUACCAGUGGCUGCUGCAAUGGAUCACGCAGAAGGGCGCUCGCAAAACGCAGCACCUCAGCGUGGAGACGUCGUUCGAGCAGCGUGAUACGGGCCACGUGAAAACGCGGUACGAUUUCAUCCCGUCGGUCGGUACGCACAUCAUGCGCUACGGCGGCACCUGGAUCAAAGUCGAUCGAGCUCGCGAGCAGCACACGCUCGAUCUGCACAUGGGCGUACCAUGGGAGACGGUUCAAUUGACCGCGUUCGGGCGGGACAAGCAGCUGUACUUUCGCAUCCUGGAGGAGGCGCGCCAGCUGGCACUUAAGAACACCGAGGGGAAAACCAUCAUGUACACGGCGAUGGGCUCCGAAUGGCGUCCGUUCGGGCAUCCGCGCAAACGGCGACCGAUAAGUUCCGUCGUGCUGGACGAUGGGGUUUCCGAGCGCAUUUUACGCGACUGCCGUGAGUUCAUCCAAAACCCGGGAUGGUACGCCGACCGUGGCAUUCCCUACCGACGCGGUUACCUGCUCCACGGUCCGCCCGGGUGCGGGAAAUCUAGCUUCAUCACGGCCCUUGCGGGCGAAAUCGAGUUCGGUAUCUGCCUGCUAAACCUGUCCGAGCGAGGACUAACGGACGAUCGGUUAAACCAUCUCAUGAACGUGGCUCCGCAGCAAUCGAUCAUACUGCUGGAGGACAUCGACGCGGCGUUUGUGUCACGGCAGGACACGCUCCAACAGAAGGCGGCUUUCGAGGGGCUAAAUCGGGUCACGUUCAGUGGGCUGCUGAACUGUCUGGACGGAGUGGCGUCAACCGAGGCCCGGAUCGUCUUCAUGACCACCAACUACCUCGAGCGGCUGGAUCCGGCCCUCAUCCGACCGGGGCGGGUCGAUGUCAAGGAGUACGUUGGACACUGCACACACCACCAGCUCGAGCAAAUGUUCCGGCGGUUCUACACCGGAGCGGAUGCGGAAGCGAAUGCACGCCACUUCGCGGAGCUAGUGUCUGCCGACGGCCGGAAAGUUAGCCCGGCGCAGAUUCAGGGCUACUUUAUGGUUCACAAACUGUCCGAUCAGCAGACAGUGCUGGAGAAUGUGCUCGCUAUUUGGGACAGCUCGUGAGAAUGUGUCCCCGGGGUAGAGUUGUGUUGUUGAUAAUAUAAUCGGUUAGAGGCAACCCGGAAUGUGAUUUAGUUCUUUCGUAAUGAAGGAGCCCGAAAGCGCACCAAAUUUAAAUUGCUAUCAGCGAUCGCGACAUGGGUGAAUUUUGGGGAUGAUUUAUCGAAAAUUCCGUACACAGUUUGUCGCGAACUAGAACUACAGCUACACCAGCACUUGCGCGGCAUUCGUGUUCCGUAAGUUAUCGUCCCGGUGUCGGUACUGCUCCUUCCGGACCAUCCGCCCGAGUAUUACCAUUUUUGCACUAGCGCCUAUUUUGCGUCCCGCAAAGCCGGGUAUCGAAAUUCCCGAAACAAACGCCUUCCUACGCUACGUAUACGUAUAUUUAACGUAAAUUAAAAUGUGUUUCUGCCACCACCUGAGGGUCUUGGGUACCGGUCUCGUACGCCCAUUGCGGUGUUGGCACAGAAUAAAUAGCUGAUACACUUGC